CGGGUGCCGGGAGCCCUCGUGCUCCGAUUGAGGCAGGAACGGGGCGGGGUGGUGUCCGAGAUCUCGCGCGACGUUAAACCAACGGACUGACUCCAUCGGUGGGAGGAGGUUGAGGGAAAGGGAAGCCGCUUCAACCACAUCCCAGGCCCGGGAGCAGCCUGGCGCUCGGGAAGAUUUUCCGGAGCUUGGAAUGAUAAACAGUAAAUCAAAAUAAUGGAUCCUUUUGAUAAAGGAUUGUAUGCAGACAAGGUGUGGAUUCAGUGUGAAUAUGAAGAUUGCUUGAAAUGGAGGCUUUUGACAAAGGAAGAUGCUGCAUGUGUGGAUUUAAGUUUGCCCUGGUACUGUGACAUGAAUAGUGAUUCUAGCUUUAAUUGCUGUUCUGUGCUUGAAGAGAGUUUCCCCAAGAAAUCUGUAUUCCACCAAUGUGGAUUGAAACUUGUCUACUCACAACUUCCUGUGGGAAGUCUGGUUUUAACAAAAAUGCCUGGAUGGCCCAGAUGGCCUUCCAUCCUCUGUCCCGAUGGUUUGACUGGAGAAUAUGUAAUAUAUGACAAAGAUGGUUAUGUGGAACAAUAUCAUACAGAAUUCUUGGGGAAGCCACAUACCAGGUCUUGGAUUUCAGUGGGUCAAGUUGAGCCUUAUUACACAAGAGGCAAAUUGGCAGAACACUUCAAAAGAUCCACACAGUGGUAUAAAAGUGCAUUGGAGGAAGCAAGAAAGUUGUUAGAACUUACGACUCAAGAAAGACUAAAAAUGUGCAAGCUAAGCAAUGAUGUGUUGAAGAAAUCAGACAGUAGAAAGAGUGGAGAAAUUGUGCGAAAUAAAUCAAUUGCAGGGGAAAAAGAGAAAAUGGUGAAAGACCACCAGAAGUCUAAAAGAUGGAUAAGACAAUCUGCACCAAGAAAACAUAAGAGGAAAAUUCAAAGGACUACACAGGAAUCUUCAUUAACAAUUGGACAAAAUGAUAUAUUGGCAAAUGAAACCAAUAAUAUUUUACAGGCAGAAAAUUUAUUGCAGGAUUUGGAACAAAUGCUGAAGCAAAUUAAUGAUUCUGACAAACUUGCUCAUUCAUUUAUGCUAGAAAAACCAGAUAGAGGCAAAAAACAAGGCCAGAAAAAUAAGCCAUGAGACCUGUGCCACAUGACAAUAGUCUUCCAGUACCAAGACAUGGAGUCUAGAGGAGGCAGAUGAAGAGGCCAUAAUGCAUGAGUCAGGAAUGGAAAGCAACAUAGUUACUGAUGCGUUGAAUGAGCCUCAUCUGAUAACUCAAUCUGAGUUUAAUGACCUGGUCAGAGACUUGGGUUUGUCAAAGGCAAAAGCAGAAUUAUCGGGUUCAAGGCUGCAAGGAUGGAAUCUGGGGUCACCGGGCACAAACAUUUAUCUGAAGGAUUUCAAUAUUUGAGUCAGAUGUUUCCCAGAAUUACUGAUGUCAAAAUUUAGGAAGGAAUUUU
This is a messenger RNA of Hypanus sabinus (Atlantic stingray), 1451 nucleotides long. Its product is annotated as zinc finger CW-type PWWP domain protein 2-like. Gene Ontology annotation, cellular component: nucleus. The record is from RefSeq and is a predicted model, not a curated record. Gene Ontology annotation, molecular function: zinc ion binding. The transcript is spliced from 9 exons. Lineage: Eukaryota; Metazoa; Chordata; Chondrichthyes; Myliobatiformes; Dasyatidae. Bases 214 to 1128 code for a protein of 304 amino acids.